Messenger RNA from Rana temporaria (common frog), 615 nucleotides. RefSeq names its product putative N-acetyltransferase 8B. Lineage: Eukaryota; Metazoa; Chordata; Amphibia; Anura; Ranidae. The record is from RefSeq and is a predicted model, not a curated record. The coding region runs from base 1 to 468 and encodes 155 amino acids. The transcript has 2 exons. Gene Ontology annotation, molecular function: N-acetyltransferase activity.
AUGGAACCAAACCAGAUCUUGUCCCCAUCAGCACACCCUAACAUCAGAGUGGCCCCAUCAGCACCCCCUCUCGUGCUGGACAUAAGGAAGUACUACCUGGAACAAGAUGGCUGCUGCUUCUGGGUGGCGGAGUCCGGGGGACAGGUGGUCGGGACGGUGGCCGCCGCUCCUUCUCCAUUCCCCGGAGGAGAAAAGCACCUGGAGCUGAAACGUCUUUCGGUGCGCGAAAGCCACCGGGGGAGAGGGAUCGCCAAAGCCUUGUGUAGGACUAUGAUCGACUUUGCCCGGCGGCGGAGGGGCUGCGAGGCGGUGGUUUUGACGACCAGUUUAGCCCAGAAAGAUGCCCGGAAAAUGUACGAGAAAAUGGGAUUCCGACUGACGCACACUUUUUAUCGUCCGAAACCUUUCACGAAACUGCUGGACUUCAAAAUCUUGUUCUACCAGUUGGACAUCCCAGAACUCCAGUGACCCAACUGGACCCAACAAGAGCCAUGGAACCAAACCAGAUCUGUAGGCCUUGUAUUCAACGCUAGUCAAGUCUAAUAAAUAUCUUAUUGUGGUUUUCCUCUAUAAUCUCUUCAUGUAUAGAUGUACACGUGUUCUGGAAAAUACCAA